GAUAAAGAUUGUGAUUGUUAGAGACAGUACUCUAACAAUGAAGAAAGGUGUUAGUUUCCUGGUAACUGUUGCUCUCAUAGCAUUGGUUUCCUCUCUUGCCUCUGCCUCUGAUCCAGGCCCACUGCAGGACACCUGUGUUGCCAUUGAUGAGCCCAAUGAUGCUGUUUUUGUGAAUGGAAAGUUCUGCAAGGACCCAAAGCUGACCAUGGCCGAGGAUUUCUUCUCUUCAGGCCUGGAUAAGCCAGGAAACACAUCAAAUCAAGUACGGUCAAAUGUCACUACCGUAAAUGUUGACAAAAUAAAGGGACUCAACACUCUUGGCAUAUCCAUUGUUCGUAUUGACUAUGAACCAUAUGGCCAAAACCCUCCUCACACUCAUCCUCGUGCUACUGAGAUCCUAACUGUCUUGGAGGGAACCCUCUACGUUGGCUUUGUCACUUCCAACCCUGAAAACCGUCUCAUUAGCAAAGUCCUCAACAAGGGGGAUGUAUUUGUGUUUCCUAUUGGUCUCAUUCACUUCCAGUUUAAUGUUGGGCACACUAAUGCAGUAGCCAUUGCUGGUCUGAACAGCCAAAAUCCAGGUGUAAUCACCAUAGCAAAAGCAGUGUUUGGAUCGAAUCCACCCAUCAAUCCUGAUGUUCUCACAAGGGCCUUCCAGUUGGAUAAGAAUGUGGUUGACUACCUUCAAUCACGCUUCUCGUAAGACAAGAACUAAGUGAGAAUCAAGAAAAUAAAUACAUGAAGAGGAUUUCUGCUGAAGUGACUAUUUGCAAUGUUCCCUCAUUAUAAUUAUCAUAGUAUAAUAAGAGGGCCUUUUUUUUUUUUUCCUUUUUUCUGUAACUCUUCUGCUGUGGAGCUAAGGCUUAAUUAAUAUUAAUAAAGCAGUUUGUUGAUCA
Molecule: messenger RNA, 896 nt
Organism: Vitis riparia (riverbank grape)
Lineage: Eukaryota; Viridiplantae; Streptophyta; Magnoliopsida; Vitales; Vitaceae
Product: germin-like protein subfamily 1 member 17
Exons: 2
Coding region: 38-703 (221 amino acids)
Cellular component (GO): cell wall
Molecular function (GO): manganese ion binding
Source: RefSeq, a predicted model, not a curated record